Molecule: messenger RNA, 4734 nt
Organism: Macrobrachium nipponense
Lineage: Eukaryota; Metazoa; Arthropoda; Malacostraca; Decapoda; Palaemonidae
Product: zinc finger protein 845-like
Exons: 2
Coding region: 5-2299 (764 amino acids)
Source: RefSeq, a predicted model, not a curated record
UCACAUGAGGAUUCAUACAGGAGAGAAGCCAUUCACCUGUACUGAAUGCGGAAGAAAGUUUUCACAGCCACGUAGUCUUAGAAGGCACAUCAAAAUUCAUACAGGGGAGAAACCCUUUAUUUGCCCCAAGUGUGAUGGUAGGUUUUCAGAGUCAGAUAAACUCAAAAGACACUUAGGAACUCAUACUGAAGGUGAGAAACUAGUUUUUUGCCUUGAGUGUGGGAGAAGUUUUCCCAGCCCAGCUUCUCUUAAAAGUCACAUGAGAAUUCACGCAAAAGAAAAGUCAUGCAUUAAAUGUAAUUGCAAUUUUGAUUCUUCCAAGAGCCUCAAAGAGCACAUGAAAACUCACGAAAGAGAGAGACUGUUCCUUUGCAACGAAUGCGGGAAAAGUUUUUACGAACCAAGUGUUCUGAGAAUGCACAUGCGUUCUCAUACUGGGGAGAGACCAUAUGCUUGCAAACUGUGUGGCAGUUCUUUUGCUCAGUCAAGUGUUCUUAAAAGGCACAUGAGAAUUCACACUGGAGAAAGGCCCUAUGUUUGCACAGAAUGUCCUAGUCAGUUUUCUCAUUCAAGUCAUCUCAAAACACACAUGAGGACUCAUACAGGAGAAAAGCCGUUUGCUUGCACUGUAUGUCAGAGGUGCUUUACACACUCAGGUCAGCUCAAAGCACAUAUGAGAACUCAUACAGGAGAGAAACCAUACACUUGUAAUGAAUGUCAGCGUAGUUUUUCUCUCCUAGAUAGUUUGAAAACACACAUGAGGACACAUACAGGAGAGAAGCCAUUUGCUUGCACAGAAUGUCCAAGUACUUUUGCCCAAUUAGGUGGUCUGAGAGUGCAUAUGAAAAUUCAUACUGGAGAAAAGCCAUUUUCUUGCAAUGAAUGUCAAAGUAGUUUUUUACAGUCAAGUCAUCUGAGAAGGCAUAUGAGAAUUCAUACGGGAGAGAAGCCUUACUCUUGCAGUGAAUGUCAUAUGAGUUUUUCUCAGUCACAUGGUCUUAAAGCUCACUUGAGAAUGCAUACAAGCAUCAAGGCAAAAAUGGAAGCUAAGGACCCAUUAUCAUUUUCUCCUGUCAAGCAGGAAUAUGAAAAUCUUUUGGAUAACCCAACUGCAGUUACAGAUUACAAUGAAGGCUCAUUGUAUUCAGGCCCAUCAUUUGAAGUAGAGGUCAAGGCUGACCCAGAAGAUGAUAAGUUUGCAGUUACAGAAUGUAAUGAUGGCUCAUUGUAUUCAGGCUCAUCAGUUGAGGUUAAAGUCAAGGCUGACCCAGAAGAUUAUUCGUUUGAUGAAAUUGAAGACGCUGAGAAGGACUCAGCAAUUACUGAUGAAGAACUUGAUAAGAAAGUGAUUGUGGAAGUUGGUAUUCACAGAGAAGAAAAUCAAUUCACUUGUCCUGAAUGUGGAAGGGGCUUUUCACAGUCACAGAAGCUUCAAGUGCAUAUGAGGGCUCAUACGGGGGAGCAACCUUACACUUGUGAUGACUGUCAGAGAAGCUUUUCCUUACCAAGCAGUCUCAAAGCACACUUGAGAAAUCAUCCGAGGGAGAAACCAUUUAACUGUACUGUUUGUGAAAAAAAAUUUUCACAGCCACAUGGUCUCAAAAGGCACAUGAGAACUCACAAAAAGAAGAGCCUCUUCCUUUGUAACGAAUGUGGGAAAAGUUUUUACGAAGCAGGUGUUCUGAAAAUACACAUGAGGUCUCACACUGGGGAGAGGCCAUAUGCUUGCACACUGUGUGACAGUUCCUUUGCUCACUCAACUCAUCUUAAAAGGCACAUGAGAAUUCACACUGGAGAAAGGCCCUAUGUUUGCACAGAAUGUCCUAGUCAGUUUUCUCAUUCAAGUCAUCUCAAAAUACACAUGAGGACUCAUACAGGAGAGAGGCCAUUUGCUUGCACUGAAUGUCAAGCUAGCUUUAAACACUCUGGUCAUCUCAAAGCACAUAUGAGAACUCAUACAGGAGAGAAACCAUUCACUUGCGAGGAAUGUCAGCGUAGUUUUUCUAACUUUGACAUUUUAAAAAAACACAUUAGGAUUCAUACAGGAGAGAAACCGUAUGCUUGCAAUGAAUGUUCACGUACUUUUGCCCAGUCAGGUAGUCUCACAUUGCACAUGAAAGUUCAUACAGGAGAAAAGCCAUUUACUUGUAAUGAAUGUCAAAGUAGUUUUUUUAGUUCAAGUCAUCUGAAAAGGCAUAUAAGAGUCCACACCGGAGAGAAGCCUUACAAAUGCAGUGAAUGUCAUAUGAGUUUUUCUCAGUCACAUGGUCUAAAAGGUCACAUGAGAAAGCAUAUGUAAGGUGGCUGGAAUGCUCUUUUGUGCUGAAUAUUUGUUUAGAUUCAAGUUGUUGACAAGUUUUUGCUAAAAUUUGUUCCCACAAAUACAACUUUCAUAUUUUACAUAGGAAUUUAAUUUGUGAACUCAAGCUGGAACACCCAUUCAAACUUAUUUACAAAGUCGUAAACAACUGACAGGCAAGAGGAAGCCCUUCCCACCUGUCAGUCUGCACUCCACUUUGCUUCUGGCUGCUGCCGUGUUCAGAUGUCUUUCACAACUCUCUUCCUUUAUUUUGGCAUUCAAACUUUUUUUUAUUAGACUUGUGUAUUCCUUUUCUUUUUUUGAUUGUGGACUAUAUUUUUGUUUCGCAAUUUUUCAUACCCAUCGUCCUAUUAAGUUUUCUUGCAAGGAAUUAAGUAUGCAUCAUCCUCCAAUUUAUUUCUUAAUAGUUCAGUAUAUUUACCUUACAAUUACAGUGCGGUAGAUUUUUAGCCACUUGGAAGUUCUGUGAUGGUAAAGUUUACCUUAUUUAACAGUAUAAUCCUUGUAGCAUGAUCUGCCUUUGUACUAAUUGGGAGUAAACUAUGUAGCCUUAUUCCUCUUGAUUUCUAUGGCUAAGUCUUUGUGACUUGAUAAUUCGGCAGACGAGGCAGGUUUCAACAAUGGACAAUGAAUGUAAAAAAAGUGUUGGAAGGGAUUUGAGGCGUUCUUCUGUUCUCUAAAAUGUGUGUUGUUGUUCUGAAAUUCAACUCACACUGACUAUGGCUGUGAGUUUAGAGGGAGAAGAGUCUGCCACAUAUUAGAAGGCUUACAUUCUUUCUGUGUCUUUCCCUUCAGUUUUGGGAAUGGAGUCAUUCAGUUCCCUGAGUGGCUGUCUACAAUACUGGAAUCAUUUCCAGUUAUUGGCAGUAGAGACAGAAUAUAUCUGGUCAUAGCUUGUUUUCAGCAGGUAACGAGUUCUUCUCACCUACCUUGGCUGUGAAACUUUUCUCUGCCCUGGCUUGUGGCAGACUUGGUCAGCCCUCAACAAGGGUUUGAUUCCAGGAGGAGAUCUCUGCUUUGUGAGGGAGAUCUUUUGUAUAUCUGAGAAGCUAUUACGGUCCUUCUCUCUUCAUGACUCUCACCUUUAGGAGUUUGACUUAAGCUAUACAAGUCUUUUUUUAUGGUAGUCAGAUAUAGGACUGAACCCAGAGACUGUCUCAUUUAGCCCUAACAUUAGCAUAGUUCUAGGCAAGUCAUCUGUGCUCUUGUAUGUAUGGCCCUUGAUUGGAAGAUCUUUUUGUUCAGAGAUGUCCGAAAUUUCGUAACAAGAUUCUGGACUGUCGGUCAAUAAGUUUGAAUCUUACAGCCUGAUUGAAUAAUGGCAUAGUACUUUUGGGGCUUCACAAGAAAGAAACUGUGGUUUAUGACUCGAGCAAGAAAUACAGAAGGUUUACACAAAAACUCAAUCUCUUAAAACUACUUUAUUCCCUAAUUAUUUUACAGUAUAUAUUUAUAAUAUAUGAAAACUUACAGUAUAUGUAAAGUAUAUGUACGCAAAAACAACAAAAUCAAUUCUUAUUAAAUCUGCAUACACAUACGUGAUAACUACCUUAUUCCAGACUUAAACUAUGAAACUACUUCCAUAUAUAGAACAACCCCACACUUUCAACACCACUGCAACUAAUUAUGAUUAACAUAAUAUUCGGUCACUUUUGUUCUCAAAGAGUAAAGCCUUUAAGUAGUUCUGAAUAACAAAUAUCAUUAUUAAUUUUUUGUAGCAUAUUCUUUACUUAAAUAUUACCUGCAGCAUAUAAACAAAAUGUUGAUGAAGCUUUAUUAACUUCACUCCACUUAAGCAAGUUAUAAACAAAGGGUUUUCUUCAUUUCUAGGCUAAGAAGUUUUAUCUUCUCCUGUUGUUUUCCUUAUAUGUUUAUUGUAGAUCUUAUUUUGUUUUCUAAAUAAAGGAAAAAUUUACAUUCCUCCACACAAACCACUGCCUUUUCAGACACCUACUACAAUACAAACCCUUUAUGUAAUGGCCUAGAAGACUAGCAAUUCCCACAUGCCGUAUGUGCAGUAUGCUAAAAGUGCAGGGUACUUUCCUCUGCUCCUAAAUGGACAAGUAAGGUAACAUCACAAGUUGGGUGAACCUACCAGUUGUUCAGAGAAUACCCAAAUUCCUCCCACGUAUGGGCAGGUCUCUUCUGUAAAGAACAAAGGUUUGUGCUUGUGUAGGAACAAAUGGCAAAUUCUAAAAAUAAUUUACAUUAAUGGACCACCUCAUUCAACCAUUGCUGUUAAUAGGGCCAGAAGCCAAAGUGGAGUGCAGACUGACAGGAGGGCAGGGCUUCCUUCUGCCUGUCAGCAGCUAUUAUCUUCUCAGUAAAUUUGAAUGCUGUUCAUCUCGAUGUUCGCAAGCUAAAUACCUAUGUAAUGAACUUCAGGUUUGUAUUUUGAAAAUAUAAUUUUUUUU